AGAACCAAGAUCUCCGUCUGCUUUGCGGACGCAGCUGGCAGUGGGGCUGUCUCCGGAAGGCGGACGGGCGAACGCCCAGUGCCGGCACUCGGACUCCUGCUCCUUGCCUGCCGCGCUGGUCUGCGUCCGUGACAUCCUUACUCGGGACUCAGUGACCGUUUUUAAAUCACAAGGGCGUGGGUCAGCCUCCCCUAGGACUUCAUGUCUGUAUAUUUCCCCAUUCACUGCCCUGACUAUCUGAGAUCGGCCGAGAUGACUGAGGUGAUGAUGAGCACCCCAUCCAUGGAAGAGAUUGGCCUCAACCCCCGAAAGGAUGGCCUUUCCUAUCAGAUCUUUCCCGACCCGUCAGAUUUCGACCGUUGCUGCAAACUGAAGGACCGUCUGCCCUCUAUAGUGGUGGAGCCCACAGAGGGGGAGGUGGAGAGUGGGGAGCUCCGAUGGCCCCCCGAGGAGUUCCUGGUCCAGGAGGAUGAGCAGGACAACUGUGAAGAGACAGCGCCAGAGAACAAGGAGCAGUAGAGUCCUCGCUGACGCCUGGCAGGUCACAGCAGACAGCAUUUGUACCUGAACUGUGUUCUUUCCCAUUGUGAUGGAAGAAGAGAGUGAGCCACAAGCGUUCUGAAAUGUCAGACAAUGGCUUUCGUUUUUGCACCUGCAAAUCACUGAGUUGGUCUUCUUUUCUUUUCUUUUCUUGAACUGUGUUGGGCUGUGGAGCCCUCUGGGACACUUUGCAAGGCCUUCUGAGAAAGGAAGCUGCUUCGAGCAGGGGUGGGGGGUGGGAAACUGUGCGUCUUUGAGAUCAUUAUCUGAACUCAAGCAACUCGAGGCCGUGGUGGGAUUCCAGUGGGCUCUGGGGGUGGGGGGGCGGGGGGAAUGUGCAUGGCGAACAAGGAACAUUUGAGGUAAGAACACAAACAUGAGAUGAAAGAGAAAAUACACGUUUUAAAGAAAACAUUGAGCAGAGAAGUACAGCCAGGAAGUACUGCUCAGUGAGCAUUCACUCUGGCUGCUGGGGCGUCAGACAACAAAAUCUUCAUCUCUCUCCCGGGCUUCCCCCACCACUAGCCUUUGCUUUUAUUCCAGGUGUGUUGUCUGUUUCAGGGGACGCGGGUAAAGCAGUGCAGUAGAAGCUCACUGCCUGCAAAGCCAGCUGGAGGAGAUGCUCGGGAAAGGAAAAGGCCUCCCAUUCCUUUUCCACGGACCCUCUGCUCUCGGCUCUAGCAGGUUCACAUACCAGCGGUAAUCUGGAGAUUUUCUUUUAAGAGGCAGGGCUUUUGAGCUUCUUUCCCCUGAUUUAUCCUUUUUGCCCCCUAGCCCUUUUGAGAGUAGUGAGAAUACUUCCUGCCCUUGUUGGAGGACCGAGGUGGACGCUUGGACAUGAAGGUUCCUUCCCAAUUGUUCCUCCCAGACUUGCUUUCUGUCUUAGCAGAGCUGGCAGGCAAUCCUCGGCUGGCCCUUCCUUCUCCUUCCCACCCCUCGCCCCCCACCCCCAGGCACAGCCAUCAGGAAAAGGUGGCUCCCAGCCAUGCAGUGGGUUCCAGCCAGCCCGACCAGCCACAGUACCCGCUCCCAUGGGGGCUCUUGGCCUGUUUUUCUGGUGAGAGCUGAGUGGAGACCAGAGGAAGCUUUUUCUGUUUCUUGUGGGGAGGUGAGCUUUACUGCAGGUCCCAAGAGCUGGCAAAGCCUGGGAAUUGUUAGACGAGGGUGAGGAGGCUCGCGUGCAGCAGCCUGGGGAUCAAGUUUAAAACUGAA
This is a messenger RNA of Rhinolophus ferrumequinum (greater horseshoe bat), 1752 nucleotides long. RefSeq names its product protein LBH. The coding region runs from base 202 to 519 and encodes 105 amino acids. NCBI's taxonomy places the organism in Eukaryota, Metazoa, Chordata, Mammalia, Chiroptera, Rhinolophidae. The record is from RefSeq and is a predicted model, not a curated record. Gene Ontology annotation, biological process: positive regulation of DNA-templated transcription. The transcript has a single exon. Gene Ontology annotation, cellular component: nucleus.